Molecule: messenger RNA, 759 nt
Organism: Osmerus eperlanus (European smelt)
Lineage: Eukaryota; Metazoa; Chordata; Actinopteri; Osmeriformes; Osmeridae
Gene: glrx2
Product: glutaredoxin 2
Exons: 4
Coding region: 71-601 (176 amino acids)
Cellular component (GO): mitochondrion
Molecular function (GO): protein-disulfide reductase activity
Source: RefSeq, a predicted model, not a curated record
CAAGCUGGUAGUGGUAGCUCACGAAAGUAUUAGCCUGGAUAAGUAUAAUUAACGUGUGCCUCGUAGCCGCAUGUUGAAUUUGUGCCGACCACUAGAUUAUUUUUUAUUUCUCGGCUCAUUUUUUAUUAUGUUUACGCAAGGAGGAUCCCUAUCCAGAUUAGCAUGGAGCAGUUGUCGAAGGUCACAUCUACAGAUGGGAAACUUUACAUCAACCUCGUCUAGUGGAUUGCCAAGCUCUGCGUGUGCACAAUUUGUCAAGGAUGUAGUGUCUCAUAACUGCGUGGUCAUAUUCUCGAAGACCACUUGCCCAUACUGCAAAAUGGCCAAGAACGUAUUCAACGAAAUAGGCAUAACUUACAAAGUGAUUGAGCUGGAUGAGCACAACGACGGGAGAAGACUUCAGGAAGCCUUAGCUCAUAUGACGGGUGCCAGAACGGUGCCGAGGGUCUUUAUAAAUGGAAACUGUAUUGGGGGAGGAUCGGACACAAAACAGCUUCAUCAACAGGGAAAACUGAUGCCUCUGAUUGAACAGUGUGCUCCUUGCUGUGCAGGGACAAAUGUGGACGGCUCCGGCAGUGGCUUGUUUGAAUCAAGCAAAUGACUAACCGUUUUAAGUAUUGUUUCAUCCUGUAUUUAUUUGUCGGGAGUUGUCCAGACUCUUGUUUUAUGUAUUGUAUGUUGUGAAUGUGUAAUACGCAUCUUUUAAGCUACCUCUCCUUUCAGGAAUGUACAGUGACAAUAAAGAUCCUAUCUUUACAA